Molecule: messenger RNA, 489 nt
Organism: Gryllus bimaculatus (two-spotted cricket)
Lineage: Eukaryota; Metazoa; Arthropoda; Insecta; Orthoptera; Gryllidae
Source: the annotation of a GenBank genome assembly
AUGUUGAUUCAUGUCGUGUUGAGUCUUAUUUUGUUCACAUUGGUCAAUGUUGAGCAGUUUUAUGCUCAGAGGCAACCGGUGAAGAAUACGAAGAAAACCUUUCGAGGCAGGAAACAGAAGCCGCCAAAGGUGCGCAGCGCGCACACCAAGAUAGGCUUCGGGGAGGUGUGGACGUACGUGGGGCACCCUCAGGAGAGCCAGCCCAACCUCCUGGGCUACCGCAUCUCGCUGCUGGACCUGGAGAAGUUCAGUGUAAGACGUUAUACACAUACAGACUGGAAGGUGGUGGGCGAGUUCCAGAACGUGGAGUACAAGUGCUCCUUCCCAGAGUUGAAGCCGGUGCACAACUGCCCCCAAUCGCAAACCGAAGGCGUCUACUGCACCCUCUUCUCCGACUUGGUGUGGUGGACCGACUCUUACGUCCCGACGUCCAACGCAACCAUGAAGUUCGUCAAGGUACGUUGUGAAAGCGAGAAAAAAAACAACUAG